AUGCCUAACAAUUGGGGCGAGUUUGCACCUGCACAAGGUGUAUUUUACAGUGUUUUCCAUCCUACAGAGGGUACCAAGGUCAAGCACGAGUUUCCUCCGGGCUGCUUAGCUGACAGCGAUAUCAAUUUCAGCACCAUCAAAAACUAUGUGAUUCCCAAACCUCAGCUUUGCAACAAGUUAUUGACGUUCAAGUAUGGUACAUCGAGACUGGUGUGCUAUCCUGUGAAUGUGGCUGCACCUUACUAUGCAAGAAACUCGUUCAGUUUUGAUUUUGUCUUCAUCUUUCCUUAUGACUGCGUCACGUCGCCUUAUGAGCCGUCCAUCGAAAGAUUAGGUAAAAUGUUCACGGUGCUGGAAGAGCAAUCCCAAGUUUUGUCAAAAGCCGAAAACAGCAGUGUUUUCUUCCAGUUGAAGGCUGGCGAUGCACUUCAGCGAUCCAAACAGGAAACUUCGCCUGGAAGCACAGAAAAACCAGGUGUGCUGGGAAUGGGGCUCGAUGGUAAUGAGCCACACGACCAAGACUACGCAUUCGAGAAAUACCAGGAGAUUUUGAAAGAUUUGGACGGGCCUGGAAAACGGCUUGCGGUCGACGAUUUGAUAACAAAAAUAUUUCAAGAUUUGAAUAACUAUUCUGAGUGCUUGAUCCCGAUUGACUCUGGAAAUGCCGUGGACAUAAAAUUGUUUCCCUUGUUGCAACCGCCAACUUCGAACUUGUCGUUUGAAGACGUGCCUAUCUCUACAGUCAAUUUGGCUAAACUGAUAGAUGCUAGCUGGGAUCCUACUAUGCUCAGAAUUGUUCCCUACAUAAAUGGGAUCAAUAGCAUUUCCAAAAUCAGCCGGUUGAGUGACAGUGACGUUGGUUUAGUGACGGAAUGCAUUAAACAUUUCAUUUACUAUAACUGCGUUAUAUUAGCCGAUAUUUUCCAGUUCAGCAAUAUCUAUGCUCCAACAAGCACAUUGGGCAGCUUUCUAAUUGAUCCAUCAUUGGCGACCGCUUGCCAAUCUUAUGUCACGUUCAAAGAUGCAACGCAUAUCCCGUCUCUUCCAUUCGAUAAGAGAAUACCACGCCUCAGCAAUAGCUAUUCAAGAACCCACAACGGAAGCGAAACAUUAGAAAAUUUACGCAAGGGGCGCUUCUAUGCCCCCAAGAGUGAAUCCGCAUCUUCAGCAAUUGACUUCUCCGUAAAUGCUCAUUACAGUACUCCUCCGUCACACGAAUCUUCCAUUCGAUACCCAAGCGGCGAUGCACUCAAUUCGUAUCCCAUAAACAGAGGACUGAAAGAAGGUGAUCUUCCAUUUCCAUCAAAAUCAUGUCUUUUUGACCUCUAUAGGUCAUUGACUCAAGGUCAAAGCGUCAAAGAAUGGUACAAAAUACAUGCCGAAAAGAUUCGUGCGGCUAGAAUUGACGUUAGACGACUUAUUACUUUUGGUACUGUUCAUGGAUUGCUUUAUCGAUGCAGUUCUUUCCCAAUCAUGAAAAACGCCAGCCUUUUUGAUGCCCUUGGCCCUCUAGAUCAACCUAGGGACUCUAACUUAGUGGGCAGUGAAUGGGUCACGAAAAAGGGUGGGUUGAACAAUUUACUCUCUGCCGCAGAUAUAAAGGUGGGCAUCGACAGCGAGUUUACGCGGAAGACGCGCAAUCAUUUUACUAAUACUGAUGCUGCCGAAGAGGCUUUGAACGAUGUCUAUCGUAAACUUGCUAUCAAGGAUACCCCAGACCCGCUUGCCAAAAACCCUAUGAACACCUUUUUCUUUGGAGAACACAGCAGAUCCUCUAUGGAUAGGUCAACAAAAGGAAGCUUGAGCGCAGCUGGUUCUGACGCUUUGAGCAGGGACGCCUCAGAAAUCAGAAGGCCCGUCACGCCUGCUUCGCAAGACGAAAGAAAGAGAAACGACGUCUAUCAAUCAAUUGUCACUCGGAGAAACGAAGAGCUGAUUCUACUCAAGGCUGUUCGUGAUGUCGACAGCUUCGAUAAAAUAUGCUCGCGCUUAGAAAAGGGCCGUGAAGAAAUCGAGGGCAUGCUCAGAGAUCUGGGACCUUACAAUGUUGUCAACACAUGA
Molecule: messenger RNA, 2061 nt
Organism: Lachancea sp. 'fantastica'
Lineage: Eukaryota; Fungi; Ascomycota; Saccharomycetes; Saccharomycetales; Saccharomycetaceae
Source: the annotation of a GenBank genome assembly